GGGAUCCAGCUGUGGUGUGAGCCCGGCUCCUCGCCGCCGCUUUCGCUUGCUCUCUCCGCGUCUCGGCCGGAGGAGGAGGCAGUGGCGCCGGCGACAGCUACGGCAGCAGCAGCCACCGCGGCGGCUGCGGCGGCGGCAUCUCCGCCUCCACCCCCGCCUGGGACGGCCCCUCGUCACCUCCCCGCCCCUCCUGGACCGGGAGCCGGCCGCCGGGAGGAGGAAGGAGCCGCCCCCCACCCCCUCCAAACCCACCCCCAAAGAGAUUCCUCCUCCCCUCCCCCGCCGCCGCUGGCGCGGAGCCGGGACGAUGCUGACCCCUUAGAUCCUGCUCCAGCUGCGCCGCGAGAAGAGGGGGCGCCCCUCCUCGGACCCCCGCCUCCAGCCCUCUUCUCUCUCUCCCUCUUGGGGCCGCUUCGCCGAAGGUAGCGCCGAAUCUGGCGACCGGAGCCUGGGCGCGAAGCGAAGAAGCCAGAACAAAGUGAGGGGAAGCCGGCCGGCUGGCCCGGGGGGCCCUAAAAGCACUGGGGAAGCGGGACUCGCGCCAGGCGGGGCUUCCCUUCGACCCGGCGCCCGGCGGGCAGCAUGCCCCUGCGGGCAGGGGGAUCUGGGCUGAACUGGCCCUCCCGGGGGCUCAGCCUGCGCCCUAGAGCCCCCCAGAUGCGCCCCCGCCGGGGCCCCCCGCUUGCGUGAGGACACCUUUUCUGAGGGGCGCCGCUAGUCCCUCUCAAAACCUCCCGGGGCCCCGGCUGGCCAGAGGAUGGACGAGGAGGAGGAUGGAGCGGGCGCCGAGGAGUCAGGACAGCCCCGGAGCUUCAUGCGGCUCAACGACCUGUCGGGGGCCAGGGACCGGCCGGGGCCGGGGCCAGCGGAGAAGGACCCCGGCAGCGCGGACUCCGAGGCGGAGGGGCUGCCGUACCCUGCACUGGCCCCGGUGGUUUUCUUCUACUUGAGCCAGGACAGCCGCCCGCGGAGCUGGUGUCUCCGCACGGUCUGUAACCCCUGGUUUGAGCGCAUCAGUAUGUUGGUCAUCCUUCUCAACUGUGUGACCCUGGGCAUGUUCCGGCCAUGUGAAGACAUUGCCUGUGACUCCCAGCGCUGCCGGAUUCUGCAGGCCUUUGAUGACUUCAUCUUUGCCUUCUUCGCUGUGGAGAUGGUGGUGAAGAUGGUGGCCUUGGGCAUCUUUGGGAAAAAAUGUUACCUGGGAGACACCUGGAACCGGCUUGACUUUUUCAUCGUCAUUGCAGGGAUGCUGGAGUAUUCACUGGACCUGCAGAACGUCAGCUUCUCAGCUGUCAGGACAGUCCGUGUGCUGCGACCCCUCAGGGCCAUUAACCGGGUGCCCAGCAUGCGCAUCCUCGUCACGCUGCUGCUGGACACGCUGCCCAUGCUGGGCAACGUCCUGCUGCUGUGCUUCUUCGUCUUCUUCAUCUUCGGCAUCGUUGGUGUCCAGCUGUGGGCAGGACUGCUUCGUAACCGAUGCUUCCUGCCUGAGAAUUUCAGCCUGCCCCUGAGCGUGGACUUGGAGCGCUACUACCAGACUGAGAAUGAGGAUGAGAACCCAUUCAUCUGCUCCCAGCCUCGUGAAAACGGCAUGCGCUCCUGCAGGAGCGUGCCCACGCUGCGCGGGGACGGGGGCGGCGGCCCGCCCUGCGGCCUGGACUACGAGGCCUACAACAGCUCCAGCAACACCACCUGCGUGAACUGGAACCAGUACUACACCAACUGCUCCGCGGGGGAGCACAACCCCUUCAAGGGUGCCAUCAACUUCGACAACAUUGGCUAUGCCUGGAUCGCCAUCUUCCAGGUCAUCACGCUGGAGGGCUGGGUCGACAUCAUGUACUUUGUGAUGGAUGCUCACUCCUUCUACAACUUCAUCUACUUCAUUCUUCUCAUCAUUGUGGGCUCUUUCUUCAUGAUCAACCUGUGCCUGGUGGUCAUUGCCACGCAGUUCUCAGAGACCAAACAGCGGGAAAGCCAGCUGAUGCGGGAGCAGCGUGUGAGGUUCCUUUCCAACGCCAGCACCCUGGCCAGCUUCUCCGAGCCCGGCAGCUGCUACGAGGAGCUGCUCAAGUACCUCGUGUAUAUCCUCCGGAAAGCAGCCCGAAGGCUGGCCCAGGUCUCCCGGGCAGCGGGCGUGCGGGUUGGCCUGCUGAGCAGCCCAGCGCCCCGCGGGGGCCAGGAACCCCAGCCCAGCGGCAGCUGCCCUCGCCCCCACCGCCGUCCGUCCGUCCACCACCUGGUGCACCAUCACCACCACCAUCACCACCACUACCACUUGGGCAAUGGGACUCUGCGGGCCCCCCGGCCCAGCCCACAGAUCCAGGACAGAGAUGCCAGUGGGUCCCGCCGGCUCAUGCUGCCACCACCCUCAACACCUGCCCUUUCCAGGGGCCCUCCAGGGGGUGCAGAGGCUGUGCACAGCUUCUACCAUGCUGACUGCCACUUGGAGCCAGUCCGCUGCCAGGCACCCCCUCCCAGGUCGCCAUCGGAGGCAUCGGGCAGGACUGUGGACAGUGGGAAGGUGUACCCCACCGUGCACACCAGCCCUCCCCCUGAGAUGCUCAAAGAGAAGGCACUAAUGGAGGUGGCCCCUGCCUCUGGACCCACCACCCUCACCAGCCUCAACAUCCCACCCAGGCCCUACAGCUCUAUGCACAAGCUGCUGGAGACGCAGAGUGCAGGCACCUGCCAAAGCUCUUGCAAGAUCUCCAGCCCUUGCUUGAGGGCAGCCGGCGGAGCCUGUGGCCCAGACAGCUGUCCCUACUGUGCCCGGACCGGGGCAGGGGAGGUGGGGCUCACUGGCCACGAGAUGCCUGACUCAGACAGUGAGGCGGUUUAUGAGUUCACACAAGAUGCUCAGCAUGGCGACCUCCGGGAUCCCCACAGUCGGCGUCGACGGAGCCUGGGGCUGGAUGUGGAGCCCAACUCUGUGCUGGCCUUCUGGAGGCUGAUCUGUGACACCUUCCGGAAGAUUGUGGACAGCAAGUACUUUGGUCGGGGAAUCAUGAUUGCUAUUCUGGUCAACACACUCAGCAUGGGCAUCGAAUACCACGAGCAGCCCGAGGAGCUCACCAAUGCCCUGGAAAUCAGCAACAUCGUCUUCACCAGCCUCUUUGCCCUGGAGAUGCUGCUGAAGCUGCUAGUGUAUGGUCCCUUUGGCUACAUUAAGAACCCCUACAACAUCUUUGAUGGCGUCAUUGUUGUCAUCAGUGUGUGGGAGAUCGUGGGCCAGCAGGGGGGCGGCCUGUCGGUGCUGCGGACCUUCCGCCUGAUGCGGGUGCUGAAGCUGGUGCGCUUCUUGCCGGCGCUGCAGCGGCAGCUCGUGGUGCUCAUGAAGACCAUGGACAACGUGGCCACCUUCUGCAUGCUGCUCAUGCUCUUCAUCUUCAUCUUCAGCAUCCUGGGUAUGCAUCUCUUCGGCUGCAAAUUUGCAUCUGAGCGGGAUGGGGACACGCUACCGGACCGGAAGAAUUUUGACUCCCUGCUCUGGGCCAUCGUCACUGUCUUUCAGAUCCUGACUCAGGAGGAUUGGAACAAGGUGCUCUACAAUGGAAUGGCCUCCACGUCAUCCUGGGCGGCCCUUUACUUCAUCGCCCUCAUGACCUUUGGCAACUAUGUGCUCUUCAACCUGCUCGUUGCCAUUCUGGUGGAGGGCUUCCAAACGGAGGAAAUCAGCAAACGGGAAGAUGCGAGUGGACAGUUAAGCUGUAUUCAGCUGCCUGUCGACUCCCAGGGGGGAGAUGCCACCAAGUCGGAGUCGGAGCCUGAUUUCUUCUCGCCCAGCCUGGAUGGUGAUGGGGACAGGAAGAAGCGCUUGGCCUUGGUGUCUCUGGGAGAGCACCCGGAGCUGCGGAGGAGCUUGUUACCACCGCUCAUCAUCCACACGGCUGCCACGCCCAUGUCGUUGCCCAAAAGCUCCAGCAGUGGCCUGGCCGAGGUUCUGGGCCCUCCCUCCCGCCGCACCAGCAGCAGUGGGUCGGCUGAGCCAGGGGCACCCCACGAGAUGAAGUCACCGCCAAGCGUCCGCAGUUCCCCACACAGUCCCUGGAGUGCAGCAAGCAGCUGGACGAGCAGGCGCUCCAGCAGGAACAGCCUGGGCCGUGCCCCCAGCCUGAAGCGGAGGAGCCCGAGUGGGGAGCGGAGGUCCUUGUUGUCGGGUGAGGGCCGGGAGAGCCAGGAUGAGGAGGAGAGCUCAGAAGAGGAGCGCACUAGUCCAGCGGGCAGUGACCGCCGCCACAGGGGCUCCCUGGAGAGGGAAGCUAAGAGCUCCUUUGACCUGCCGGACACACUGCAGGUUCCCGGGCUGUACCGCACAGCCAGCGGCCGCGGCUCGGCCUCCGAGCACCAGGACUGCAACGGCAAUUCGGCCCUGGGACGCCUGACUCAGGCUGUGCGGCCCGAUGACCCCCCACUGGACGGAGAUGACGGUGAUGACGAGGGCAACUUGAGCAAAGCAGAACGGAUGAGGGCGUGGGUCCGAACCCGGCUCCCUGCCUGCUGCCUGGAGCGAGACUCUUGGUCUGCCUACAUCUUCCCUCCUCAGUCAAGGUUCCGCCUCCUGUGUCACCGAAUCAUCACCCACAAGAUGUUCGACCAUGUGGUCCUCGUCAUCAUCUUCCUGAACUGCAUCACCAUCGCCAUGGAGCGCCCCAAGAUCGACCCCCACAGCGCUGAACGAAUUUUCCUGACCCUCUCCAAUUACAUCUUCACCGCAGUCUUUCUGGCUGAGAUGACAGUGAAGGUGGUGGCGCUGGGCUGGUGCUUUGGGGAGCAGGCCUACCUGCGUAGCAGCUGGAACGUGCUGGACGGGCUGCUGGUGCUCAUCUCCAUCAUCGACAUCCUGGUGUCCAUGGUCUCCGACAGCGGCACCAAGAUCCUGGGCAUGCUGAGGGUGCUGCGGCUGCUGAGGACCCUGCGCCCACUCAGGGUAAUCAGCCGGGCACAGGGGCUGAAGCUGGUGGUGGAAACGCUGAUGUCCUCGCUGAAGCCCAUUGGCAACAUUGUGGUCAUCUGUUGUGCCUUCUUCAUCAUAUUUGGCAUCCUGGGGGUGCAGCUCUUCAAAGGGAAGUUCUUUGUGUGCCAGGGCGAGGACACCAGGAACAUCACUAACAAGUCUGACUGUGCUGAGGCCAGUUACCGGUGGGUCCGGCAUAAAUACAACUUUGACAACCUCGGCCAGGCCCUAAUGUCCCUGUUCGUGCUGGCCUCUAAGGAUGGCUGGGUGGAUAUCAUGUAUGAUGGGCUGGAUGCUGUCGGUGUGGACCAGCAGCCCAUCAUGAACCACAACCCCUGGAUGCUGCUAUACUUCAUCUCGUUCCUGCUCAUUGUGGCCUUCUUUGUCCUGAACAUGUUCGUUGGUGUGGUGGUGGAGAACUUCCACAAGUGUCGGCAGCACCAGGAGGAAGAGGAGGCCCGGCGGCGAGAGGAGAAGCGUCUACGGAGACUGGAGAAAAAGAGAAGGAGUAAGGAGAAGCAGAUGGCUGAUCUAAUGCUGGACGAUGUAAUUGCUUCCGGCAGCUCAGCCAGCGCUGCGCCAGAAGCCCAGUGCAAACCCUACUACUCAGACUACUCCCGCUUCCGGCUCCUCGUCCACCACCUGUGUACCAGCCACUACCUGGACCUCUUCAUCACGGGUGUCAUUGGGCUGAACGUGGUCACUAUGGCCAUGGAGCACUACCAGCAGCCCCAGAUCCUGGAUGAGGCUCUGAAGAUCUGCAACUAUAUCUUCACUGUCAUCUUUGUCUUGGAGUCAGUUUUCAAACUGGUGGCCUUUGGCUUUCGACGGUUCUUCCAGGACAGGUGGAACCAACUGGACCUGGCCAUUGUGCUGCUGUCUAUCAUGGGCAUCACACUGGAGGAGAUUGAGGUCAAUGCCUCGCUGCCCAUCAACCCCACCAUCAUCCGCAUCAUGAGGGUGCUGCGUAUUGCCCGAGUGCUAAAGCUACUGAAGAUGGCUGUGGGCAUGCGGGCACUGCUGGACACAGUGAUGCAGGCCCUGCCCCAGGUGGGGAACUUGGGACUUCUCUUCAUGUUGUUGUUUUUCAUCUUUGCAGCUCUGGGCGUGGAGCUCUUUGGAGACCUGGAGUGUGAUGAGACACACCCCUGCGAGGGCCUGGGCCGGCAUGCCACCUUUCGGAACUUUGGCAUGGCCUUCUUGACCCUCUUCCGAGUCUCCACAGGAGACAACUGGAAUGGCAUCAUGAAGGACACCCUCCGGGACUGCGACCAGGAGUCCACCUGCUACAACACGGUCAUCUCCCCUAUCUACUUCGUGUCCUUCGUGCUGACAGCCCAGUUUGUGCUGGUCAACGUGGUCAUUGCCGUGCUGAUGAAGCAUCUGGAGGAGAGCAACAAGGAGGCCAAGGAGGAAGCUGAGCUGGAGGCUGAACUGGAGCUAGAGAUGAAGACGCUCAGCCCACAAGCCCCCUCACCACUGGGCAGCCCCUUCCUCUGGCCUGGGGUCAAGGGCCCCGACAGCCCUAGCAGCCCCAAACCUGGGGCCCCACAUGCCACACCCCACACUGGAGCAGCCUCCCACUUCUCCCUGGAGCACCCCAUGGACAGACAGCUGUUUGACACCAUAUCCCUGCUGAUCCAGGGCUCCCUGGAUGGGGAGCUGAAGCUGAUGGACGAGCUGGCAGGCCCAGGGGGCCAGCCCUCUGCCUUCCCUCCUGCCCGCAGCCCAGGCGGCUCCGACCCACAGGUUACUGCGUCCCUGUGCCGUGCCCCUUCCCCUGACUGUGCUGGGCUGUGCCAUGCUGUGCCAUGCUUCUGGGGAGGUGGGGGUGUUUCCUGCCCACUGGGUGUCUGGGGAAAGAACAGCUUUGCCUCAGCUGAACCUUGGGCCUGGCAAGAGGUGGCCAGGGGUUCUUCAGGCUGAGAUCCACCUCUGGAACACAUAGUUGGAAGGUAGUGAUGCUGAGAUAACACUAAUGAGGGAGAAGAUUAGAUGGAGGAGGGGUUUGGAGAGGGCAAUCGUAAGAAAGAACCUGGAAGAAAAGAGGAGCAGAAGACGAGUUGGCAGUGGGUUAGCAGAUGGUUAGAGUGAUGAACGAGAUCCAGGGGAGAGGUGCUGUGGGGGUGAGUGCGGGUGGCCAGGGGACCCACUGAGGGACAUGUCUUAGGCCACAGUCUGCUCCUUCUCUGCAUCCACUGCCCUCCCCACUAGUUCUCUGUUUGGUGGCCUUUUAAACUAUGGAAACCGCUGGGCAUGGUGGAUGCUAUCUGUAGCCAGUGGCUUCUGACCUGGCCCUGAGAGGGGAUGGAAGGCUCCGGCCAGGAGUGGGUUCAAGGACCUUGUUUGAAAUAGGACUUGGCUUCUUCCCUAAGCCCUGCAUCUUCCCACAGCAGUACAUGUUUUUCUCCUCCAAUCCCAUCUCAGUGCGGUCUUCUGCUUCUUGGGGUCCUCUUCCUUCUCCUCUUAGGACCUGUCUCGCCACCUUUGAUCCCCUCCACUUGGAGGUGCACCCCAAAACCCUCCUCCUAAGUCAGGGACUGCAGGAAAGCCCCCGGUAGACCCAGAGUGGAAGCAAGGAGACAGAUUUCAGCUGGAGAUAGAAAGCCUAGUGUUCCAUGGGCCAUGAUGGAUGAUGGGGUGGGCAAGCAGGUUCCCAGUACCUGGGACACCUGUUAGCCUGAUCAAAGAGAUGGACGGUGAUCCUUAAAUAGGAAGGGACCUUGCUCUAGGGUUCCUGACCUCUUGUUGGAUUCAGUCUCAGAUAGACUAUAGGGUCCUGAACCUGGCAAUGACCUAGAAUGAUCCCUGGGAGAUCAAGUCCCUUCCUGAGUCCUCUCAUCCUGAAGGAAGGUCAUGGGGAAAGGUGCUGGGGGAGAAGAUGUUGAGAAGAUGACCACACAGUCACCUCACCUGGGAGGCACGGCCCCACUCUCCCCCAGGGUCCUGCAGGCACUGAAGCCUAGCUGCAGAUCUCAGGUGAGCCAGCCAGAUGGUGUAGUAGCCCAACUGAGUGUGCCCAUUUCAGACCAGCGAGAGGAGAGCCCUCCCAGAACCCAGGCUGGAGAGGGCAGGCGGAGGAGGGCCCAGGAGGGGAGAUGCCAGAAUUUGGGGGCAGGCCAAGUCCUGCCAGGCUUUUGGAUGCAGAGAGAAGAGGCAGAAAGCGGUCGUCAGGCUGGCAGCUUUGUCCCCAGCACCCCCUACGCUGCUCUGUCUUGCUGGGAGCAGAGAGGCGCUUUGCGGGCCUUUCUUCAUUUUUUUUUUUUUCUGGUAUCUUCUUUAUAAGAGUCAGAAGCCUUCCCAGCUCCCUGCUCCCUCCCUGGAUGGUGGUAAUGUGGGAGGGGCUGUCAAGAUUCCUGCAGCAUCUUUAGAACGUGUUUCUGUGUCUCCUCGCUUUGUCAGUGUCUGCUCCAGCUCUGUGGUGCCUGUGCAGCCUCUCUGAUCAGAGCAGGGGUUUGAAGUGGGGGGAGGGGAGGUGCUCUCAGUUUACUUGGGAAAGGGGUGGGAAGAGAAAGGAGGGCCUUUCUCCUUAUGCUCUGUGAACAAUGGGAAUAGAGGGGCUCUGUGUGCGUGUGUGUGCAUGUGUGUGCGUGCACAUGUGAGAGAGCGCACUGUCCUGGUUUCUUAUGCCUGAUCAUCUCUCUCCCUGUCUAGAUCCCUCUAGCUGAGAUGGAGGCUCUGUCUUUGACGUCAGAGAUUGUGUCUGAACUGUCCUGCUCUCUAGCUCUGACGGAUGACUGUUUGCCUGAUGACACUCACACACUCUUACUUAGUGCCCUGGAGAGCAAUGUACAUACACACAGCCCCCCACUGCUCCCCAGUCCCCCAGGGGCGGGCUGGCUGCGGGGGCUCCAGGUCCCUCCCCCCUCACUCUGCUGUCAGCCCUACCCAGAGGCAGCACUUAGCGCCCCAGUCUUUACUAAGGUCCCCCACUGUGGACAAAGAAAUAAGAUUCAACUGGGCCUUGCCCAGAGGGCCCAGGGCAGCAGUUGUGAAAGGGUUAAUCCAGAUACCCAAGAGUGACAGAGCUCAAAACAGAAGUGUCAUCAGGCAGCUGACCAACGUGCCUGUCUGGCCACAGAGUUGGUUUUUGUAUUUGGAGCCCCAUGCAGGCCAGCCCUCCCCCUUCCCUGCACCCCUCCUUCCCACCUCCCCUCUUCCCACCUCCCCUCAACAUGAGCCAUUCACCACCAUGCAGUGGGUGAGAGCCACAUCUCUGCUGCUACCACCAUGCCCUUCUCCACCUGGGGGGGGUGGGCGUUCCUGUCUCCCCUGUCACUGUCCCUGGGUGUCCCCACGUCCUGAGGGGCUUCUUUGUGUUCUGACAGCUUCUCCACUUUUACCCAGCUCUCCCAUCCACAUCUAACAGUGAGCAGCCCCCUCCUCCCUACCUUCCCCUCCUCUUGGAACUUAAGGAGGGACAGGGGCCCAUUUCUCACAGCAGGGCUCUGCUGACCAUAGAUUCAGGGUCCCUGGUGGUCUUGGAGUGGUUGGCAGAAGUGGAGUCUGGGUCUGAGAGAGGAAGCAGAGAUCCAGACUGUUUUCUGACAGUCAUUCUCAGGCCUGCUGGGACUACUUACCUGGCUGAAUCUGCAAGGGGACAGGAAUCUACGGCCUCUCUGAGAACUAAGAAUGGACGUGAGAACUAGGAAUGAGAACUAGAGAUGGAGAAAUCUCUUGGGAACAAAUCUUGUUUCCCUCCAUCUGGGGUCAAAAGCUGAUGACUGCCUUUCUUUGAAAUACGAUUUAAAAAAUCCACUCUCAUCUCUAGUCUGUCCACUAAGAGAGGACCUGAGACCACGGUAUCCAGGCCUUGCUCACCACCCACCACCUGCCAGAGUCAUUGUUUAAUUAAAGAGAGGUGGGGGGUAAACCAGCUGUGACCCAUCCCCUUAGUGAUCAUCCAUCAUUCAGCUCACAUUAACCCAGCCCUUGUCUAGUGCUGGGUGCUGCGGCUGCGUUAAGAACUGGAUGAUGAAACAGCCUCUGUUCUGCAGGGAGUCUCUAGCUGCCUCCUCUUCUACUCAUUGGGAAGGUUCUCCUCCACUCAUCAAUCCCCCCCAGCCCCAGCACAGUAAUUGAGAUAGGGAGUAUGUGCGUGUUAAGUCACUUCAGUCGUGUCCGACUCUUUGUGACCCUAUGGACUGUAGCCUGCCAGGCUCCUCUGUCCACGAGAUUCUCCAGGCAAUCUCCAGGUGGGAUGCUGGGGGCAGGUGGUGCUAUUAGCUUUUAACUCUCCACUGUGCAGCUUCAGAGCCUCUCAGUGAGGCCUUGAGUAUGAGUUCUUGGGCUGCCUGCAGGGCUGGGGGCUGGGGGCUGCUCUCCGUCCUUUGAACACCUCCUCACCUCUCCGUCAUCCCCAGUGGGAAGCUCCAAGAUGUAGUAUGAAUAGUUUUCUGGGGGCAGGGCAUCCUCCUACCCACUUCCUCUCUGUGUUUAGAAGGCUCAUCCAUGUGUCUGGUCCUUCUCCCCAACCACAUUCAUCCCAUCACCACUUUGUCCAGGGAGGGGAUGGGGGCCAGGGUCUGGGUGGGGUGGUGGGCUUCUGAUUCC
Molecule: messenger RNA, 10507 nt
Organism: Cervus elaphus (red deer)
Lineage: Eukaryota; Metazoa; Chordata; Mammalia; Artiodactyla; Cervidae
Gene: CACNA1G
Product: calcium voltage-gated channel subunit alpha1 G
Exons: 34
Coding region: 758-6880 (2040 amino acids)
Biological process (GO): membrane depolarization during action potential; calcium ion import; neuronal action potential
Cellular component (GO): voltage-gated sodium channel complex; voltage-gated calcium channel complex; plasma membrane
Molecular function (GO): voltage-gated sodium channel activity; low voltage-gated calcium channel activity
Source: RefSeq, a predicted model, not a curated record